AUGACCUCCAAUAACUCUGGGUCAUCUGCCUCGGCCGUCCCAGACACCCUUACCGCGCCUCAACUACAUGCCUUGUUCGACAUUCUUACACACUAUGGGACAUAUUCCGAAGUGGAAUGCUUCAAAAAUGCUAGUGCCAUUUCCACCUAUGGCUAUCCCUUUGCCUCGUCGAUAGAGGGCGCCUCCAAGCCUGUCAUCAAGAAGGAGUCAUCAGUCCCGCUUCUGGCAACCUUGUUGCGCGCCAUCGUCCUCCCGGUUCCAGGAGUUCGCGAUCUGCCAGCUGGUUUCUGGCCGCUCAAAUUUCAAGGAAUUCUGACCAAAUUUGGUGAAGCAGACCUGUCCGAGAGCUACGACAAAGGGUCUUUGGGUAGUAGGAAAACCCUCGCGACUGGCGCCUCGGUUAUUCAUGAGUCUGUCUCCAGAGGUCUUAUCGGCGGUCUUCCCAAAGGGUCACCAAGAGAUCUAAACGGUAAAUAUGACAGGGCCAUGGCACAGGACCUUGUGCGCGCCUGGGAGGACGUACUGCAUGAACUUGUCUAUGGAAAUCUGGUUGGAGAAUUGUUUGAUCGCAUAGCUGAGAAACCCGACAUUGAAGGCCACUCACUUGGUGUGCAGACCGCCGUGGACUACAUCAUUAUUCACCUGGCCACGUUCAUGCACCAUGUUUUCGUUCUCUCCCCCGAAGGAUCUUAUCUUUUGCAGAUGGUGGCGAGCAUACACAAGCUGGUACCUUAUUCGGCCGUCAAACAGACCCUUCGCAUUGGAAACGCAGCCUCAAUGAUAAGCGGGUUGGUUCGGCUUGUCCUUGCAAAAAUGAGCGUUGGAGGCCUAACCAACUGGCUCGGGCUGACACAAAAUGCUGACGAUGGCAUGAACCUCCUGCAGAGGCAUAGAAUCAUCUCCCUGAUCUUGUCGUGGGACAUGGCAGAGUUCCGGAAGACAGCCGAACGGAUAGAAAGGGCCAAGGGUGGUCCAUCUAAGGAUCACAUGGCAGUCAUCAAGGAGUACGUCGCCAAGUCGAGGGAAGACCACUUAACGAUCAGGAACACCAGCGUAAAACGAUCCGAGUCGAUCAUUUCUACCAUCUUCAACGAAUCUCGACGCGGCCUUAUGAAGUCCUUGUCCAAGGAACAGCACGAGCAGUGUCUGGAAUACCUAUCAACCUUGCUCGCAAUCCGAGACCGAGAUGAAAUCAUCAAGAUCCUUUGCAAGCAAAACCCAGAUCUCUUCACCCAGGCCGUACGGGACUUUAUCGGUAGCUUCGAGCCCAUGAUACGAGCCGUCCAUCAGAACAUCGACCUUCGCGAACACGUCUCCGCUGCUGAAAGCUUUCUAACCGACCUUAUCGAGACCAGCAAGGCGAAGGAUUCCCCGGUGACGAUCUCCAGCACAUUGACAGCCGACAAAACGUUGGAGACUCGAGCCCCGUCCAUAGAGGACUAUGUCGGCUUGAUUAGGAGACACCGGCAGUCCGCCUACAACUUUGUCCACCAGGUGGCCAAAAACUGCCCCGAGAUCAAGGAGGACUUCCUCGAGUACUGCAAGAAGACGCUGGCGCAGUUCCGCCAGAAGCAGCCCGAGAAGCAACCAUCAACAUCGGCCACUCCCUCAAACAACAGCAACAGUCAAACAAUCGAAACCACCAGACUUCGCAAAGGAGCAGCAGGCAGUCUAAGCACCGACAUCCAAGCUCUUUUCACAGCCCUCCCUCCUUCGAUAAAACCCCAAAUCCUCGCAGCAGCAGACGCUCACGCCACCUACCUCUCCUCCCUCGAAGACCUCUCCCUCAAGCGAAUGCAACACAUCCUCGACGACCUGGACGUAACCAACCCCCCACCUCCUCCCUCACUAACAGCAGAACCUAAAAAGGAAACCAAAUUCUCCCUAUCCACGACCUCCCCCUUCGCCUCCCGAAAUCCCAGCCGGCGAAAUAGUGAUAAUACCAAAAACAAAAAAGCAAGCAUGUGCGGCCCCGGCAUGUUCCUCUCACGCUGGCAGAGCCUGAUGGACGAGACGCUCAUCACUCCCCAAGUCCCCACGGGCGGCCAGGUGCGGCGCGGAAGGGACGUGAAGGGAGUGAUUGCGCAGGCGAAGACGACGGGCGAAGUGGCCAGCGAUGCAGACAAAGCAUGGGAUUCGGCGGCGCUGAUGAGGUUGGUGGAAACGGAGGUGCCGAGCCCGCCUGAUGUGCAGGUGGUGGUGAAGAUGAUGGGGAGCGGGUUUGGGGAGGUGGUGGAGGGGAGGAUGUUGGAGAAGAUUGAGAUACCAGCGGACGUGGAUGCUUGA
Messenger RNA from Sordaria macrospora k-hell, 2286 nucleotides. RefSeq lists its product as uncharacterized. The record is from RefSeq and is a predicted model, not a curated record. Lineage: Eukaryota; Fungi; Ascomycota; Sordariomycetes; Sordariales; Sordariaceae. Gene Ontology annotation, molecular function: phosphatidylinositol binding.